AUAACCGAACACUGGAGGAAUAUUGUCCAAAAUUGAACCCAAGGACAAAGUGUUCUGAAUCUGUGUUGACUGGUGCUUGGGCGGGGAAACCCGAGGAGAGCGGCAUCAUGGCAACCGAGAGAAACAGCAAAGCCCUGAAGGUGAAGCAGGAAUGCGGCGAGAACGUGCCCUUCCUGUCAGACAGCGAGCUCAUGUCGCUCACGGUGCGGGAGCUCAACCUCCACCUGCGCGGCAUGUCCCGCGAGGAGAUCCAGAAGCUGAAGCAGCGCCGGCGCACCCUGAAAAACCGAGGCUACGCGGCCAGCUGCCGGGUCAAGCGGGUGUCCCAGCGCGAGGCCCUGGAGCAGCAGAAGAUGGAGCUCCAGCGCGAGGUGGACCGGCUGGGGGCGGAGAACGCCGGCAUGAGGAAGGAGCUGGAGGGGCUCGGCGCUCGCCUGGCAGCGCUGCAAAGGUUCGCCAGAGGCCUGGAGGCCGGGGGAGGCAACCUGCUGGCCACGGCACCGCGCCUCAACACUGCCUCUGUCAUCACCAUAGUGAAGAGUCCGCCACAACCUAAACCACACAGGGAACAGGACCCUUCCUAGGUUCUGUAAACAGACUCGGGGGGGCGGUGGGGUUUUUUUUCAGUAGAAACACAUACUUCACACACAAUGGAAAAUACAGAACAUCAGUGCUACGCCUCGUUCGCCCACACACAGGAGUCAUUCAUUCCUGCAUUUGUGACUUCACUUUGGACCAGCCCAACCUUUUCUCAGUCGUGCUGGUGUAAUGGCCUCAUAGUCACUUGUUUAGUUGACGUCUAGAAUGAAGUCAUGUUAGCGAGGCACUGAUGUACAGUCCUGUGAAAAAGUAUUACUAGCGUCCAUGUUCAACGACCUCUUUGAUGACACAAAAACGACAUCAAUACCAAACCCAUCUGUUUGAAUGUACCCCUUCAGAGUAAUGAUGAGCCCUUAUGAACGGUGGAGGUCUGAGCAACAAAUCUAAUGGUUAUUUGCAUAGUUGUACGUUUCUUACGUGACCAUCGUACCGAAUACGCCUGUGUCACCGGGGCUUUUUUUGUGCGGCCAAAAGGGCGGAGCUUCGUCCACUUCUGCUUUUGGCUACGCGACCAAAACACCAAAAUUCCGUGGUAAUACCCCAGCAGGCAUAAGUCAUUAAAACAAUGUUGAGAACUUACUGAAUUAGGUCCUGACGUUGAGCAACUUAAACCUAACGUGGAAACAACAUGCUUUUUGACAACGUUUAUUCAAUGUCAGGGUCUGACAUUGACUUGACUGUUGAAAAUUGGUCAUUUCACAAAUACAACCUUGAACUAACAUGCUUUUUGAUGAGGUUUAAUCAAUGUCAAGGUCUGACGUUGAUUUGACCAUUGAAAUUUGGUCAUUUCAAUAUUCUACAACACAAAUACAACCUUGAACAAACAUGCUUUUUGACAACGUUUAUUCAUUGUCAGGAUCUGACGUUGACUUGACUGUUGAAAUUUGGUCAUUUCACAAAUACAACCUUGAACUAACAUGCUUUUCGAUGACGUUUAAUCAAUGUCAGGGUCUGACGUUGAUUUGACCAUUAAAAUGUGGUCAUUUCCCAGCCAACAACGAGGAUCCAACGUGAGAUGCCAACGUUGUCUCAAUUUAUAAAUAAACCUAUUUUGCAACGUUGUUUUAAAGGACGUGUUUCAUCAACGUUGUAUCAAAGUCUUGUGCUUGCUGGGACAAGGUCUGCAUUCCGUGUUGCUUUUAAAUAUCGGUUCAAUCCUACACUUUCUCCACCUCAGUGGCACAACAGGGUUGCGGGAGGCUGGCGUAUCCCACGAACGAUUACAGGAUUUGUUUUAUUCCAAGCCAAGCAUGCUGGAAACUGGAGGAAAUAUGACUUUUAGAGUAAAAAAAAAAAGCUAUUAGGGCGGAAGGCCCGCUGGAGGAUGGCUGAUGUUGAGGGUUCGUACCGCCGGUGGCACACCGACACAGUGCCUUCAGUACUUGUGAGAGGUAUGAAACCACACCUGCCGUCCCACGUUGGUCUAAAACAGUUCCUAGCGUACAGUUCCACUCCUGCUCGACUCCCAACAUGCGUUGGUCAUCACCUUUUCUUUGUCGUUAAAACUGCGGCCGAUCCCCCGCACACAUUCCUAUUUACGUGUUUUUAUUUGUAAUGUCUGUCUGUGCCGUCGAGACGCAAAUGUUGAGUGACAUUUAUCAGAGAUAUAUUCUAUAUUUUAUUUGUAUUUAAAGGUUUUGACAAGCUAACGAGUGCUGUGAUGUUCUCUGUUUUCAGUACUUCCAUAGUCCGGGGGGGAAGAGGGGCGGGGUUAUCCAUGUGUCUAAUUCUCGUAAUGUGUGACAACGAUUCCUACUUCACAAGAUGUUUCAUUAUUAGCUCUGUAGAAAUAUGCUCAAAGCCGACGGCCGUAUUGCUGUGAUGAUUUGUGCACGUGUGUUUUUUGCCAUGUUUGUACUGGCUUGCAACAGUGGAUUCUUGGAGGGAUGUUAUUAUUUCUAUGAUUGAUUUCUGUUUUUGUUUGUCGUGUGAAAAUGGGGAAGGCCGAACAGAAGCUUCGGCGAAAGGGUGCAGGGGACGAUAUGCGGAUUGCGGAGGUGGAUGUUGGAUGAUGGGUAAAGAAAGUGGUAAAGAAAGCGAAAGAAAGUGUGAAGAGAGUUAGUUGCGUGUUCACUUGAAAAACCUGCAAUGAGUCGGCCACUGAGUCAUACUUUAGACAUUGUAACACAAUUAGACUCGUGUUGAAAAUAAAUCAAAUAUAUGAGGCUCAUAUUUAGCUGUAUGAAUAUGUGUGGUUUAAAAAAUGCAUUUAUUAUCUAUAUUUCCAAUGUCUCACCUUUUGUCAAUUUGUGCUGGAUGUUUUGUGAUAAUUGCAAAACAAAAAUGGUCUUUGUAUUUAUUGUACUUUUUCUAUUGUGAAAAUUGAAGUACAUCAUCUAUUUUAUAUAUUAAUUAUAAUAAAUGUUGUACAUAUUGUACAUAAAAACCUUGUGCUUUUGUGGUUAAAGUGCGCAGAGCAAACUAAGGAAACAUUUUUAAUUGCCCUGUGAUGUCGUCCGAGUAUACAAUUAUAGACUUUUAGCCCACGUCGGGUUUAUUAUACAGAAGGGAGAUUUGAAAAAAGUUAGCAUGGCAUAAAUAUGUUGGCUAACAG
Messenger RNA from Nerophis lumbriciformis (worm pipefish), 3154 nucleotides. It is a transcript of the gene maff, whose product is annotated as v-maf avian musculoaponeurotic fibrosarcoma oncogene homolog F. Gene Ontology annotation, molecular function: RNA polymerase II cis-regulatory region sequence-specific DNA binding; DNA-binding transcription factor activity, RNA polymerase II-specific. The record is from RefSeq and is a predicted model, not a curated record. Gene Ontology annotation, biological process: regulation of epidermal cell differentiation; regulation of transcription by RNA polymerase II. Gene Ontology annotation, cellular component: nucleus. Lineage: Eukaryota; Metazoa; Chordata; Actinopteri; Syngnathiformes; Syngnathidae.